Molecule: messenger RNA, 1239 nt
Organism: Xenia sp. Carnegie-2017
Lineage: Eukaryota; Metazoa; Cnidaria; Anthozoa; Malacalcyonacea; Xeniidae
Product: tumor protein p63-regulated gene 1 protein-like
Exons: 5
Coding region: 105-944 (279 amino acids)
Cellular component (GO): cytoplasm
Source: RefSeq, a predicted model, not a curated record
GUACAUGGGAUUUUAUGGCUGACUGACCAGCUAACAUCGUUCGUCGCACUUUCACUGUUUGUUUAACACGUCAGCUGCAGUAUUCAUCUUCGAGCUUGGGAACGAUGGGAGAAAAUAUGAAAAAAGAAGAUAUAGUUGUUGAAGAUAUGGUUGUUGAUUACCGUGUUUCGGAUGGGGGUUCAGCUUCAGUAAAUUCAGCUAAUGUUGAUGUAAUGAUAUCCGAUAGUUCCUCUAGAAAUAAUGCGAGAAAGUUGACUCCUGAGCAAAUAGCAGAAGUAAAGAAGAAGACAAAUCAAGUGCAAACGGAUAAAUACUUUGCUUUAAAGGAUGGUUAUUUUGAGCGAGCUGUUAAUUUCUCCAAGAAUGAAUUGCACAAUCCAGAGGUUGAUGGAAGUUACAUUGGAUCUUGGCUAGUUACUGAGAUAGAUCAUUGGGAUCAUGAGAAAGAAAGAUUGGUAAUGUUAACUGAAAAGCAGCUGAUUUUGGUGAAAUUCAAUUUCGUCAACAUGAAAAUCGACGAUCAUCGAAAAAUACCUCUUGUAAACUGCACAAGAAUCCAGACUGCCAAAUUAUCAUACUCAUCAAAUGCAUUUGGAUUCUACCAAGCCUCCAGGGAACGUUGUGAUCAGGUUGGUCUUCGUAUACACUGGAAUGCGGUUAAAGCUCCUGGUGUUCUGGAUUUCUGGAAUCCCUGGUCCAAAGAAAUCCCUAAUCUAACCCUUGCCACACAUACAUCUGUGUUGUAUAACGAAGCUUCGCCGGAAUUCGUGGAUUUCCUUGCCUUUCAAAAGUCGUUGAUUGCCGCUGCAUCUUCGGACUUAAGUCGCUCUUUAGUGACGGACGAAGAACCAAUUGUCAUCAACAUUAUUUUGGGAGUAACAGCGUUGAUAUUUAAUCAAAGUAAACUUGGUUUCUCGCGGGACAGAGGUGGAGUUUCGUUUUAAAUUAACUUGUAUUAAUCAAACUAACUUUGAGAAAAGCGUUUGAUGAAAGCGUGAACAUAGAGAGUCAAGUGUAUAGAACAAUAAUUUAGUAGAGAUCUUGUAAAUGUAGUUUUGAAUCAACAAACUUUGAUUCCAACAUAGUCUGCAGUAAAGUCCUGUUGAGACGAGAACACCUGUCAACCUGGACUUCGUCGUGUUAGGUAUGGAAAAAAUACUCAAGUAAUACUCAUUGAAUAGAAAUAUCUCUUGUGAGUUGUGAAGAAAUACUUUCAAACAAAAUUUGUCCAACACUGUA